This is a messenger RNA of Dendronephthya gigantea, 6578 nucleotides long. RefSeq lists its product as uncharacterized. The transcript is spliced from 3 exons. The coding region runs from base 332 to 4450 and encodes 1372 amino acids. Lineage: Eukaryota; Metazoa; Cnidaria; Anthozoa; Malacalcyonacea; Nephtheidae. Gene Ontology annotation, molecular function: protein binding. The record is from RefSeq and is a predicted model, not a curated record.
UGAUGUGCCUGUUUUGUGUGUAACAUUUCAUCUGGAUCCUUGUUUAAUAUUGUUUCUGUUAUAAUUUUAGGAGGAGAUCAACCAUUAUUUUGCUUAUACACAAUGUUGUAUAAUGUUGGUUGAGUGUUUACAGCGAGGACAACUCAAAGUUAUUCAACUCGUGUGAGAAGUUCUCUGAGUCAAGGAGGAAAUCUACCAUUAUUUUGCUUAUACACAAUGUUGUAUAAUGUUGGUUGAGUGUUUACAGCGAGGACAACUCAAAGUUAUUCAACUCGAUCGUGUGAGAAGUUCUCUGAGUCAAGGAUUCUGAAGUUGAUAUUUAAAGACAACAAUGGAUCCAUUGAAAGCCAAAGCUAAUUAUUCCAGGGUAUGUCAUUUGUUGGUAGAUAAAGGUGGAGAUGUUUUGAGAAAUGCUUUGCAUGCGGUGCAUCCACCUUCCACCUUAGCUUCCGUAUUGAAUGCAAACAAGAAGACCUUACAGAGAAUACGAUACAGUGUAAUUAAAGCCCCGCAAUGGGAUCUACUCUUCCCAAGAUCUGGUUCACCAGAUUCAAACAACUUUGAUAUUACCCUAUUGACUGUCCUGCUCCGAAAUAUUUGUGGAUUGUCUGCACCAGCCACCGGAUGGAAUGUGAUGCCUCCAGUCACCGAUACUUCCAUAUCUGCAAAUAUUUUAAGAGUCAAAAUGUUUAGAAAUGAAGUCUAUGGUCAUAUUCCGACUGCUGGUUUGGACGACGUAACGUUUGAAACAUUGUGGAAAGAAAUUUCUGUUCCGUUAGUCAAAUUGGGAAUUCCUCAAAAUGAUAUUGAUGAAUUAAAGGUGGCUCCUCUUAGCCCUGAAGAAGAAAGUUAUAUCGAAAGAUUGAAAGAGUGGAAACAACAAGAGGAUGAUUUUAUGUCAAAAUUAAACGAUGUUGAAAGUGAAGUAUUCAAACUUAGAAAGACAGUUGAAAAUGUCCAUCCCUCGCAUGUCGAGCAACUGGCUAAAUUUAACUUUGCUGGAAAGAUUCGUGAGCUUUGUGGAAAAUUUCAAGAUGGCACUAGAAAGUGGUUGUUUGAUGAACUUUCAAGUUGGUUUGGGAGUGUAAAAUCCAGGGUCUUGAUCCUAACUGCAGGUCCAGGCGUUGGAAAAAGUGUUUUGUCUGCAAAGCUUUCCGACCUUUUUAGAGAACGUGGUCAACUCGCAGCUCACCAUUUCUGUGACUUUCGAAAUUCUGAUUCCAGCAAUCCUCAGAGAAUUCUUCAGUCCCUUGCCAGUCAAAUGUGUGAUAAUGUUGAAGGAUUUUGUGAUAAACUAACUGAAAUUCUUCGUCGUGAACAUUCUCGUGACUCGCUGUCAGACGCAUUUCGUGUUCUUUUGAACGACCCCCUCCAUGCCCUUGACAGACACGAUCCAAUGUUGAUCAUCGUUGAUGCUUUGGACGAGAGCAAAACUGACGAGAAAAGCGAAUUCUUGGAGUUGAUAUCUGAGAGAUUUUGUGAACUGCCUGAUUGGAUUAAGAUAUUCAUUUCAAGUCGACCAGAGCUACAAGUACGAAAUAGUCUUGAACAUCUUCACCCGUGUGAAAUCCGUCCUGAUGACGAAGAUCACAACCACGACAUAGAGCUUUUAGUUCGUCAUAGUUUGCCUAAUUUUGAUGAUAAUAGUAUAAGGUCAGUUAUUUCAAAGUGUGAGGGAUCGUUUUUGUACGCUUAUUACUUGGUCAGUGAAUUAAAAGAAAAGGGCGUGGGAAUUGAACCCGAUCUAAGUGAUUACAUCUCCAACGGUAUUUCGGGACAUUACAUAAAGCAGUUCACACGUUUAGAAAGAGGCCUCCAACAUUUCAAGCAAGAUACCUCAUGUCUCUUAAACAGUUUCAUCAAUGUCGUUGCCGUUUCUAAGGAAGCGCUCCCAAUAAAAGUUCUCUUCACAUGCAUGGGUCUUUCUAAAGACGAAUUUAAAAUACGUAAAGCGGUUCUUGACCUAAUGUCAGAGAUUCUUCCAGUUUACGAUGGGUGUCUGACUUUUUAUCAUAAGUCAUUAUGGGAUUGGCUGACAUUGAACGGUUAUGAAGAACAUGCAUUCGUUGCAGAUGUUGAAGACGGCAAUAGACGUCUCUGGCGUGCUUGUAAGAAACAAUUCUGCGAGAUAGAUGCUUUGAAGUCUGUUUUAGAAUUCCAAAUUUCACCCGAGAAUAGGUAUGCUUUGGAAAAUGGUUUGAAAUAUUUGGUCGAUACAGGCGAGGUAGUUGAAUUUCAUUGGUUGGUGCAUGUUGGUAUAAACUUCUUGAAACUAAAAUUUUUUGAUGACCUGAACAAGUUUUUUUUAAGGCGAAUUCUUGACACGUACCGUUCUAAACUUGCCAAGGAUAUUUUUUGGGGUAUCAUUCAACGCGUUUGUUUCUCCCAAAUGGUAACAUUUAGCUUUGGGAUUGGAAUAUUUAAGACUUCUGGAAAAAAUCAUUGUUACCAAUAUUUGCAAGCACUUGCUAAUGGGCACUUUGAUUUUUCACAAGGUGCCGUAAAUUCCAAAAGUGUAGCUAGGGAUAUCUUGGGUGCGACAAAUGAGAUUUGGAUAGAAUAUGUGACAACUGAAAGCAAUUCUAAUUUAAGCAUUGUCCCCCAAACUGCGUUUACAGGCGAUUCACUUUUUGAUAUUUUAAUGUCACCGGACCAGACGAUGCUUGCUUGCUUACAUGCGGAUGAGCGAACAUUUAAAAUGCUUAAAAUACCAGAUCUUACAACUAUCUUUGAGGCACAAUUUACUAGUAAAAAUUUUUUUUGCCAAUUCUCUGCCUUUUCUCCAGACUCUUCAUAUAUUUUAUACAAUUCAAUCCGGUUCUGCAUCAAUAUUAAAGAAAAGAAAGAGGUCCCCUUCAUUACGCACGGCCCCGAUGACAUCAGUCGCUGUUCAUUUUCUUCAUGUGGAAUGAAACUUGUCACAUUAGAGAAAACGUCAAUCAAAGUGUGGGAUGUAAAAAGCAAGAAUAUAUUGGUUGAAGUUGAGAAUGUGUAUGGUGAGCAUUCUUAUUGUUUGUUUAGUAAUUGUAACUCGUACAUUCUUCUUUGGCCAAUGGGUGAGGAAAGAUCUGGUUCCCCAGUCUUACAUUACAUGAACGUCUUGAAUUCUGAAACUUUAGAAAAGAUUGAUAACAAGAAUAUUCGUGUUGAUCAGAAUUUGUGUAGUAAUGAUUCCUUUCAAAUGUUUUCCCCGCCUCAUUCGUUUUCCGACGCGAAUGUUAAAAUGAAAAUGAAUUAUAUCUGUUUGCCAUUUGGUGAGAAAGUUAUAAUUUCCAAUAAAUAUUGUUCAAAAGUCUUUUUGUGGAAAAACAGAAAGUGUGUUGCAUUCGUAAAUGAUUUGAAAAAUGAUUUAGCUUUGCUAGUGUACGAUUUCAUAAAUCAAAAGAUCGUUGACGUGUUUGAGAUUGGAUUUUUGCCUUGGGACACUCGUGUCAAUUACAUUUCGAAAUUAGAUGGGACGAGUUUCCUUUUAUCUUUAACAUUUCCCGUCCAAGUACUCAGUGUUUUAUCCUUCAAAUCUCUUCUCGAAUGGCCUGAUGCUACUUUUGUUGACAAUGCCAAAAUAGUUUGUCGUGCACUAUCUCCAGACACUUUGUAUGUUGCGUGCUGUUUUGAAAAUUUCCUUCUUUCAAUAAGAAGUGUCAAGAGUGGAGAAACAUUGCAAACUGUUGCACUGAAACAACGAGCAUUAGCAUGUUGGUGGUCAGAGUCGUAUCUUUGGUAUGUUUGUGAAGGUCUGGUUGUUAAAUAUCGUUAUGAACCUAGGAGGGAAAAUAUCUUAGGAAGUCAACAUGCAGAAUCUAUUGUAGAUUUUGAACGUGUCCUUGCAUUUAAAAGUGGAGUUCUUGUGAUUUACGGCGAUCGGAAACUGUAUAUUUUAAAAAUCUGUAACGAAAAACUGUGUCAUCAGGAAACGCCGUCAUGUAGGUUUACUGACCCUUCUGUCGCAAUAAGUUCUGAUGGGUGUGCUGUUAUGUUAUUAUUGUGUGAUUUCGUCGUUUCACCUUAUGAAUUGUGGGAAAUAAAAUGUGGCAACACAUGGAUUGUACGUUCAACCGGAGAGUUGGGUCAACUGGAUAUUCGUUGGUGGUCUUUAUCUGGUACAAAAACGGCUCGCAAUGCAGUGUUCUUGACAAGAGAUGAAUUGUCUAUAUUUUGUUUACUUUCUAUUAGUUUCCCAAAUGAUGCGCAAAAUUUUCAUAACCUUCCUAUUAGAAACUUUACAGUGGCUUCUUGUAUCGAUUCUGAUUUGAUCGCUAUUUUCGAAAGAGAUUGGAUACAUUUCGUUAAGGUGUCGGAAGGCAGAAUCAUAGCUUCCAGAGACGUUCGUGAUUUUUCCCUUUUUAGAAGUGUAUUUCCUUUCUUUCUUCCAUCAACGCGUUGCCUUCUGUUCGUUGGCAGAAAUGUCAACAAAUAUUUCAAAAUUCAUAAUAUUGAAAAGUAUUUCUAAGAUUUCCUUUCUUGAUGUAAGUAGUUUAGAAUCCGAUUUCUUGUUUAAAUGCGAAAACCACGCGUAAAUCAAAACGUUCAGCUAUGGAACGUCCUGAAAUGCGAAAACCACGGAAAUCGUUGAAACGUUUUUUUUAGUUUUUCCUUUCGUGAUGUAAAUUGUUAAGCACGGAAUUUCUUCAGUGUUUUUAACGGCGAAUCGCACGUAAAUUGUCUGAUAUAUACAUAUAUAUUUAAAAAAAAGCGAAUUAACUUUAACAUAGUCAACGGAUUUAACAAACACGGAAGCGUCUAUGAAAACGUUUGAACUGUGUAAUAUUAGUACAAAAAUAUUUUUAAAAUAUAUUUUGUAUCCAAGAGAUUUUCCUGCUUUGGGUUUUUAUAACCUGCGUGUGUGAUCGAUUAAUUCACAUACUUCCUUUGUGUACUUGUGAUAAGCGUACAUGAAUAUUCAGCAUCUUACUUGUUAAGCGAUCAGUUUAUUCUACACACAGUGGUUCAGUAUAAUAGCCCUCUUUACUUGCUUUACAGUUCCUAACGGAAGACGAUGAACGAAAAAUCCUUCUAUAAUUAACCUGGAUCAUUAUUACAUGUUUUUCCGCUUUGAGUAAAAAAAGGCUUUAAAAAACCCCAAAAAAAUUACGUUGUGACUAAAGGAAUAUAUUUUCAAUUGUUUAUGUUAUUUUCCUGAACACUAAAGGUGUAGCUGUCACUAGAUUGGAAAAUAUGAUUUCUUCCAUUAGAAAUUAAAAUCUGAAAGAAAAUAUUUUCGUAGCGAGGAAAAAUGAAGGAUAUUUUUGUUAAUCUUUCUUAAUUUAGUCAGAGACUUGAGUUAAGUGAAUAACAAGAUCUAAAAUAGCUGGAAUGAGUAAUUAAUCAUGGAUAUCUUUCCUUUGAGAAUUAGUUUUCUGUUUUGUCAGGCAAACGUUUAUCAGAAGUUUUUAGCAUUCCAUUUUUAUAUUCUAAAGCAAUUUUUGAAGCUCCUCUGGAAGAUAAAGUACAUAAACCUUUUGGAAGAGGAGAAAGAAGCCUGUGGCGAUGCACAAUUUCUUGGCGUGGUCAGGCUAUAAUCAGAUCUUAUUUUUUUCCAAUAUCAAAACCAUAUUUAUUUCAUGUCACAAGAUACAAAAGACGAUGUUUCCUUCAUUCAAAAUUUAGAAGUAAACAAAUUAUUCUGGAAUUUUUGCAGUAGAAAACCUGACUAGCCUCGUUUUUGUGUAUCUCGCAAUAGGCCUCUUACUCUAUUUCGAAUAGGUCCAUGCAUAGUGAUGUGAACCCGCGUCAUUAUGUAAGGGGUGGAUUGCAUGGGCGAGGCUGGCCCGUUCCCUAUAGUUUAUUAUAGUCAAUUCAAACGUUUCGGUUACAUGCAACCGGUUCAGCUCGCGCUGUGGUUGUGUCAAGCGGGCCAGCUCGGCUUGCCAAUAUGGGCGUGGCGAUUGGGGAGAGGGGUGUAUGUGAGGGGUUACUUGAAAUCGUUUCAGACAAGCAAACUGGCCUAAAAGCACAAGAAUGAAACUAUGAUACCCAGGUAUUAUAGUUAAUGAUAAAAUAAGUUGGUCAAAUUGCUUUGUUAUUUGUAAGAAAAUUGAUCAAAUAUACAACUGCAACAUUUGUUUCAGUAUUUAUGAAUAUUUAAUGCUUGUGAUACUCGUAGAAAAGUUUACCAAUCUCCUACACCCAUGUCAUACACAAAUUUUCAUUUCCAUUAUCAAAAUUGGGACAAUAUUACGUGACACCCCCUGCAAUCCUAGCUCGUUUGCCACGCCCCUGCUAAGUUGCCGGGGUAGAAGUUUGCAUGUAGUCGUUUCAGGCCCGCAAAUUAAAUCACAAGAAUGAAUAUAAUACUAUAAAACCCAGGAAGGAGCUUGUAGGUACACCACGUAAGUAAGUAUUGUAGUUGUUUGUAGUUUAAAUAUGACUCGAUGCUGUCGUUGUAACGGCAAUGGACGGUGUAGACAAAGAAUGUGUUUGUGCAAAGAGCGAUCCAGUUUGCACUAAUUGUAAGCCUGGAAAAAACAAACGAUGCGAAAAUAAAAAAGCAGCUCGUCAUUUUGUAGAAACUGUUAUGUUUACGAGAAAGUUUUGAACUGCUUCUGAUAUCGCAAUGACCCAGCCACGGGAAGCAUAUA